AUGAAGCCGUCGCCGACUCAGGCGAGGGUGGCGGAGUCGAAUGCGGCGCAUGCAAGGGCGAUGAAGACGAUGACUCAGGUGAGGGAGGCGGAGUCGAAGGUUGCGAAAGAGAGGCUGAUACAGACAACUAAGAGGGAUGAGAAAGCGAGGGUGGAGAUGGCGGCAACGACAAGCCAUCGAUUGUUUAUGGAACUCUGGGCCGGUGAAAGAUAG
This is a messenger RNA of Linum trigynum, 213 nucleotides long. NCBI's taxonomy places the organism in Eukaryota, Viridiplantae, Streptophyta, Magnoliopsida, Malpighiales, Linaceae. The record is from the annotation of a GenBank genome assembly.